This is a messenger RNA of Notechis scutatus (mainland tiger snake), 1773 nucleotides long. NCBI's taxonomy places the organism in Eukaryota, Metazoa, Chordata, Lepidosauria, Squamata, Elapidae. The record is from RefSeq and is a predicted model, not a curated record.
AUGAGGAUUGUGGUCUCACUCAUUCUGAGGCCAUCGCAGGCAACUAAAAGAGGAGCAAGUUCCCCAUUUCGCUUUCUUUUUCACUCUGACCUUCUCUGCUCUCCCCACAGGCUCAAUGAGUCCCUCCCCAGGGGAGUGAGGAUCAAAGGGGAUACCUUGCUCUUCCAGAGACCCCUCAAAACCGGAGACAAAGGGGUUUACAUCUGCCGAGUAUCCAACAGCUUUGCAGCCAAGGAAGUGAGGGCUGUGGUGGGCAUCAAAGAACUCCCAGCCCCACAGGUAGACGUGGUCUCCAUCUCCAUGAUCGGGGUGGGCAUCAUUUCGGUGGUCUUGCUCAGCCUCCUGAUUCUGGUGAUCAUCCUCAUGACAUGCUACCACAAGCGGAAGACCAAGCGCAUCACCAAGAAAUAUGAGGAAGAACUGACUUUGACCCGGGAAAAUUCAAUCCGGCGCCUGCAUUCGAGCCACAGCACGGAGACACGGCAUCAGAUCGAAGAAAACCUUCCCCUGAGGUCGGAGAGCCGGCAAGGGAGUUUCCGCGGGGACAGCCUGUGCCGGGACAGCAGACAGGGCAGCUUUCGCACAGACAGCUUCCGGGAAACCAGCCUCUGUUCAGUGAUGGGAGAAGAAGCCGAGGGACGCAGCUACUCAACCUUAUCAACCGUCCGGGAAAUCGAGACCCAGACCGAGCUUCCCCCGCCACCCCCAACCCCUGUCCCAGAAGAUCAGACGGAGGAGAAGGAGAAAGAGAAGGAGAAGGAGAAAGAGAAAGAAGAAGAGGAAGAGCGGAACGACGAAAACAAUAUCAAGCAAGCAAUGACUCACUUUGUCCAAGAGAACGGCACUCUCCGAGCGAAGCCCACCUCCAACGGCAUCUACAUUAAUGGGCGGGGACACUUGGUCUGACACUCGUGCCCCCUCCCUGCCGGAUUCCCAGAUCCGAGCCACUCUGAGCCCUCGUCCUAACUGCUUACUGGUGCCUCUUUUGGGGGGGGGGGCAAAGAUCUCAUGAGACUCAGGCCCUCUCCUUCUGAGCCACUGGUCCACCCCAGCCGCAGGCUCUCCACCUUGAGAUCUCCUGAAGGCCCCUUCCUUCUUCCCAAGACUUUGGCCAACGUAGAAGCCAACUUCUCCUCCAACGCGGAAGACAUCCUGAAGAUGCUCGGAAGCCACUUCAGGAACUGGGAGCCUCGGGUUUCCCCUGCCCCCCCCCCCUUCUAACUGUUCUGGGCUGCCUCUUUGUAUGAACUCAUUUUGGAGUCUUUUGUGGCCAGGGAUGACUCAGGUAGUGGGGGGAGAUGGACAAAGCGUUGGAGAAGGACAAGCGAGCUGUCCCUUCAGGGCUCUUCAAGUGACUCAGCUGGGCUCAGGGGCAAAAUCAUAGAAACUCCUGUGUCUUUUCUAGCAAUUAUUAUACUUAACUGUUGUUGCCGUUGUUAAGAUGGCCCUUGGUCCAUCUUUGGACAAAGGUUCCCACAGGCCACCAGCAGUUAAAAAGACGAGCUCAAUUUUAAUUAUUAUUUUUAUUUGUGUAUUAUUAAUAUGAACCGGGCAAGGAACAUUUUCCACUGUAAGUUUCAAGGACUUCCCAGAAAAUGCUGAAGAAAGUACCUGGAGACACCCACAGAAGUCUUAUUUCUGCUGGGUCAACGAUGUUCUGCUCGGCCUGCAUCAUGGGACCAGUGGUUCUACAACUCCCAAAGCCAUUUAGAGCAGAGGUCUCAAAACUUGGCAACUUUAACUUCUGGACUUCAACUCCCAGAAUUCUCCAGC